Spinacia oleracea (spinach) is the source of this 2315-nucleotide messenger RNA. RefSeq lists its product as uncharacterized. Lineage: Eukaryota; Viridiplantae; Streptophyta; Magnoliopsida; Caryophyllales; Amaranthaceae. The record is from RefSeq and is a predicted model, not a curated record. The transcript has 8 exons. The coding region runs from base 231 to 2315 and encodes 694 amino acids.
GUUUCUUUCCAAAAUACGGUUCUUUCGUCUUCUUCCUCCUUGCGUGCUCUCCCGCUCAAUUGUUCUCCCUCCAAAUUCUCCGGCAAGAACUUCCCAAAUUGUCAGUCUCUCGUUAGAAGGUUAGCCACUUCGUGACCGGUUUCCAAUUCAUACCUUCCAAAAAGGGUGUUUGCCAGGGCGAUUAUAAUCGGUGAUAUUUGUUAACUAACGAACUGCUCAACUUUUCCAGGAUGGUUAUCAAGGGACAAAGUGGUAGCAGCAGCAAACCUAGGGAAAAACGCGUGGAAGUUGCUCGGAAUAGUAAGCUAAAGGGCAAAGACCCUGUCGUCGAUGAAGAAAUGGAAGAAGAUGAGGAAGGGCGAUCGCUGUCUGGGGAUGACAGUGAAGAAUCUGUUUUUGACGGGGAUGCAUAUGAAGAUGUUGAAGAUGAUGAAUAUGAGGAUGAGAUAUAUGAGGACGAAGAAUUCGAGGAUGAAUUAUGCCAGAGAACAGUGAAACGUGCGCCAAAGAAAAGGCAAUCUGCUAAAAGCAGGAGGGUUAUUUCAUACGAUGAAGUAGAGGAGGAAGAAGAUAUAGAAGACGAAGACGGUGAAUAUAUGGAUGGUGGGUAUGAAGAUGAAGGAGAGGAUGUUGUUGUUCGCGUUCAGAAAAGAGGGAAGAGUUGGAAGGAGGUCGGGCAGAAUGCUUUGAAGAAGAAGGCACAUCUGCAGAUGAUGCGGAAGAGGCGUAGAGAGGAUUAUGAUGAUGUUGACGAGGGAAGGAGACCUGUGAAGAAGACGGUACUUCCUGCGAUGAAGCAGAUGGGUAGGAAGUUUGAUGAAACAGGGGUAGCAAAAGGAAAGCCCCCUGCAAAACAGAAGGCAAUCAGAGGGAAUAACAGGAGGAUGUUUGUGCGGGUACCGAUUCCCAAACAUCCUCUGUCUAAGGGUGAGUAUGCGAAGUUUCACGGCGUGGUAGUUGCUACUCAGCGGGCUAAUUGUGGCCGGAAGCAACCAAGCGUUAUCUGUCGCACGGAUGCAUUUUCUAAGAUUAUUGCUGCUUUUGAUGAGUCAAGGAGAAGUUGCGUUAGGAAAAUGGGUUUCGGGGGGAUGUUGGAUUUGAAAAUAUCCAAGCUACCUAGGCAGCUGUGCUACUGGCUGAUGUCCCGGUUGGAUGAGGGUAACAGUUACCUUGUUGGAGGGGACGGCCAUGUGUUGCCGAUAACUGCUUCCCAUUGGGAAUAUGUAUUCGGAUUCCAGAACAGCGGUCUUCCGGUGCCAGUGAAGGAGUCUGAUCUUCCUCCAGGCACCCUUAAAGCGAUGGCCCUCAAGUAUGGUGAAAAGAAUACAUCAACCUCAAAGAGCACAAUAAUCAUAGCCAAAUCUGUAAAGGAAUUGGCAGGGCCGGUUGACGGUGAAGGAAAGAUAAAGCCCCUGGCUAAUCAGCGUGAUAGGGCCUCGUUCAUGGAAAAUUUCAUGAUUGUGUUGCUGGGGCAGAUUUUAUGUCCUUCUACCGAUGGGGGUAACAUGUCUUUAAAAUUGCUAGGUGCAGUUUCCGUGGCAAAGAAUGCAUCACUGUACAAUUGGUGUGAGUUUUGUCACACAUGGCUUUUAGACUACGGAGACGCCUGUCAGCGGAAGAUAGACCAUCAGGGGUAUGCCGCUGGGACUGGUGGUUGUGUGUUGUUUUUGCUGAUUUUCUACCUAGACCAUUUAUGCAGGCAUCCUGUGAGAUGGGAUGAGUUUCCCAGGAUCAAAGUCUGGACACAGGAGGAAGUGGAUGAGGCCAAGAAUCGGGAUAGGAAAGCGAGUGAAGAUUAUGGAAGGAUUACGACUGUUGAUGUUGUGUACGGGGAUCCUCAUCCCCUUUACGGCAGGGAGGAUAGACGGUCUCCCGCAGUAGAGGUUGCUGAGAUGGUAGCACAGAUGACUUCUUCAGAAUGGAGACGCACCCUAGCUCAGGAGGUCACAGAGAUGGUUAUGGGGCAGCUUGCUCCAUUAUUGCAAGAUCGUCGGGGCGUAUCCCGUGAAAGAGGAAUGAGGUCAUAUCAUGCUACCGAUCAUUUGACGAUAGAUGUUGAUGGUGUGGCUAUGCCGUUGGACCAGUCUGUGAAUAAGGUGCUUACAGAGUUGGAUGCCGAUGACGAUUCCGAUGUGGAGUUGCAACCGUCUGAUGGGGGACGUGUAUUUGUGGGCCCUCAUGUGAGUGUGCCAGUUAUGAAUCCCCUAGACCCGGUCAGCCACGGUGAUGUACCUUUGGUCCACACUGCUGAUGAUGUUGGUGUAGUAGCAACUGACCCAGAAACAAGCAAGCACCCGGUCGACCAGACACAAUAG